This is a messenger RNA of Penicillium hordei, 282 nucleotides long. RefSeq lists its product as uncharacterized. The transcript has a single exon. Lineage: Eukaryota; Fungi; Ascomycota; Eurotiomycetes; Eurotiales; Aspergillaceae. Bases 1 to 282 code for a protein of 93 amino acids. The record is from RefSeq and is a predicted model, not a curated record.
AUGCAGCUUGACUCGAAGUCUUUCAAUCUUGUUGAUUAUAUCCCGUCUACUCUUGACUCUCUGUGGAUUUACGGGCUCGAAGAACCCGUGGAUAGGAGUACUCCCUAUCUCGAUUACGAAUCGGAUAUAGAUGUCAAUGUCCAAAUUGAGCAACUGGCGCAUGAGAAAGAUGCCAAACUGCCAGGGCUGAGGAGUGACGGCCUUGAUCCUCGUAUUCCAAACGGCAGGACUGUAGAUGAACGGGCGGAUGAAGAUGGCCUAGAACUUUUUGGAAAGACCUAG